Erigeron canadensis is the source of this 2005-nucleotide messenger RNA. Its product is annotated as 3-epi-6-deoxocathasterone 23-monooxygenase CYP90C1. Gene Ontology annotation, molecular function: iron ion binding; heme binding; oxidoreductase activity, acting on paired donors, with incorporation or reduction of molecular oxygen, NAD(P)H as one donor, and incorporation of one atom of oxygen. The transcript has 7 exons. Gene Ontology annotation, biological process: brassinosteroid homeostasis; sterol metabolic process; brassinosteroid biosynthetic process. The record is from RefSeq and is a predicted model, not a curated record. Lineage: Eukaryota; Viridiplantae; Streptophyta; Magnoliopsida; Asterales; Asteraceae. Bases 80 to 1588 code for a protein of 502 amino acids.
AAAAAAAAAUACACAUCUUCCAUCCCCAAAAAAACAAAACAAAACAAAACUUAUAUUAUAUAUACAUAUAGGAUUAAAAAUGAAAUGGGUAUUUGGAAAAUGGGAAAUAAUUUGCAUAGUUAUGAUUCUUGGAUGGUUAUUAUACAAGUAUAUGAUGAUGAUAUUUGAAAAAAUUAUAUAUAAUAAACAGGAAAAAGAAAAAGAAGAAGAAAAGAGUGGCGGGGUUAAACCGCCGAGAGGAAGCUCAGGUUGGCCGUUGAUCGGAGAAACAAUAGAGUUCAUUGCUGCCGGAUACACUUCUCGUCCGGUCACUUUCAUGGAGAAAAGAAAGUCUAUAUAUGGGAAAGUGUUCAAGACACACAUUCUGGGUAGACCGAUCUUUGUAUCAACUGACCCAGAAGUGAACAAAGUCGUUUUACAGAACCAGGGCAAUGUUUUCAUACCAAGCUAUCCUAAGUCAGUUAUUGAGUUGCUUGGUGAAUCCUCAAUACUACAAAUGAACGGGGGCCUACAAAAGAGACUACACGCAAUAAUUGGUGGCUUUUUGAGGUCUCCACAAUUCAAAGCUCGUAUCACCAAAGAUAUCGAGAACUCUGUCAAACUCACAUUGUCAUCUUGGAUGGGUCGGAACUCUCGCCACCCUCUUUACCUCCAAGAUGAAACCAAAAAGAUCACUUUUGAAAUUCUUGUGAGGUUGUUGAUGAGUGUGGAACCUGGUGAAGAUAUGGAGUUCCUCAAGAGAGAAUUUAUGGAAGUCAUCAAAGGCUUGAUUUGUUUACCCAUCAAACUUCCUGGAUUUAGAAUGUAUAAAUCACUCCAGGCUAAAGAGAGAAUGUUAAAGAUGGUGAGAAAGAUUGUAGAUGAUAGGAAAACAGAUAUGGAGAAAAAUGAAGCAAAAGCUUCAUGUUUGCCAAAUGAUGCCAUUGAUGUGUUGUUACGAGAUACAGGUGAAUCAGAUGGGCCACAACAACGGCUACCGUUGGAUUUCAUCAGUGGGAACAUCAUUGAGAUGAUGAUCCCUGGUGAGGACUCGGUGCCCAUGAUCAUGACACUAGCGAUCAAAUACCUAAGUGAUAAUCCUGUGGCUCUUGCUUGUCUUGUGGAGGAAAACGAUGAAUUGAAGAAGCGAAAGGAUGAAUCGUGUGAAGAGUAUGCUUGGACUGAUUAUGUGUCCUUGCAAUUUACUCAAGGGGUAAUUAGUGAAACACUUCGGUUGGCGAAUAUAAUUAAUGCCAUCUGGAGAAAAGCUCUUGAAGACGUAGAAAUCAAAGGCUACUUGAUCCCAAAAGGGUGGUGCGUUUUGGCAUCAUUAACUUCCGUUCAUAUGGAUGAAGAAAACUACGAAAAUCCUGAUGUUUUUGAUCCUUGGAGAUGGGAGAAAUCUGGAGCGAGUGUUAAUAGCAAGUUUACACCGUUUGGUGGUGGACAACGGUUGUGUCCUGGUUUGGAAUUCUCAAGGCUCGAAAUCAGUAUUUUCAUUCACCAUUUCGUCACGACUUACACUUGGGUUGCUGAAGAAGAUCAAAUUGUGUAUUUUCCGACUGUUAAGACAAGACGGAAGUUACCAAUCAUUGUGACCCCAAGAUGAAAGCAUUGAAUAGAUCCCGGUAGAUGUAUUUGACAAAAUAGUCAAACAUUAUAUUUUUUAUGAUGAAUUAUACCCAUUUGUUUGAGAAUAAAUGCGUCAAAAUGUAGAUAAUUAAGAUCGAAAUGUUAUAGUGUAAACGUCCCAUCAGAAACUCUAUUGUAUGCGAAAUUUGUAAAAAUGUUGAAUAACGUAAUCAUGACCAAACAAUCAAAAAUUGCACGUGGCAAGGUUGCCACUUAUACCAUGUUACAUGAUUUGAACAUUUUUACUAAGGUCGUGCAUAGAAUAAGGUUCUGAUAUUUCAUACACACUAUAACUUUUCGGUUUAAGUUACAUACAUUUUGUUGUGGUUAUCCCUUUGGACAUAAUGUGUAUAUUGUGUACAAAUGUUUGAAAGGUGUUUGGUACUUUGGUUUA